AUGGCGGCCUCUCUCCUCCACGCCGCCGCCUCCUCCCCGCUCGCGGGCCCCAACCCGGCCGCCCGCGCGGCCUUCCGCCCCCUCGCUUCCUCCCCAUUCCUGCGCCUCGCGCGCUCCUCCCCCGACCGCCGUGCCCGACUGGACGCCUCGCUCCGGGCCCUCUCGGGCGGCGCUCGCCUCGCCGCUGGAGUGGCCGCCCCCCGUUCUCGCCGCUUCGUCGCCGCCCUCGCGGGGGAGGAACCGAUGAGUUCAGAAUUGGGUGAUGACAAGGAAAAGGAAACAGAGAAGAUUGAAAUAGAGCCGGAGGAGGCCCAGGAGGUGUGGAGGGAAAUGCUCAAGCAGUUCAAGGCCGAGGCCAUCCGAAUGCAGGCCCUGACAACGCAGGCAUAUGAUGUCUACUCCAAGAGGGCGAGGGAGGUGCUGUUAGAGGCCUCGGAGAAGCUAAGGAUCCAGGCAGAUAAAGCACAAAAGGACCUGACCAUCAUCGCUGCAGAGGUUGGUGAGGAGGGGCAGGAAUAUCUACAGCUGGCAGCUAAGAACUCCCCAGAUUCUAUCAAGGAUAUCACCGAGACAAUCAAUGCAGUUGGCAACCUCAAUGGACCAUCAGAGUAUAAGGAUUAUCAUGUCGGCAUUUCAUUUGGUACCUUUCUUACUGUAGGAGGUUUCCUUAACUUCAUGCUAACUGGAAGCACAUCUGCAAUUCGCUUUGGUUUUGUCCUUGGGUUUGCACUGUUGGCUCUGGGUAUCUCAAGUUUGAGAUCACAAAGAGCAGGCGGUCGUCAGCCUCGUCUUCUGCUGAAAGGGAUACAAGAGGCUAUUGCAAGCGUUAUCUUCUUCAAGGACUUGUCAGUUUUCUUCCGGCAUGGGUGGUUUCCAAAUGUUUUCGCGGUCCUUCUCAGUGGAAUGGUGGCGACCUUUUACAUUCAUCGCAUUGUGACUGGUGGCCACAAAGGUAGCACCGAGAGCAGUUCAGAUAACUAA
This is a messenger RNA of Triticum turgidum subsp. durum (durum wheat), 981 nucleotides long. Lineage: Eukaryota; Viridiplantae; Streptophyta; Magnoliopsida; Poales; Poaceae. The record is from the annotation of a GenBank genome assembly.